AGAUUGUUACAGUACCACUACCACCACAUGAUGUCUAGUUGUUGAUAUGUGUGACUGUUUUUACCAAAUAACUUAAAUAAGCAUUAUGUUUAUUAAUUUGACACAAAGUGCAUGCUUGCUCCUCUUAAACUUGUUGUCCAGUAAAAAGCAGCUUCAUCAGCAGUGUUCUAGUUCUCAAUCAGUAGGAUUUCCGCCCUUUUCUUGUGCGGCAUGUGGAUCACUGACAACAGCACCCCCACCCCCCACCUCCCCCCGCAUCUGACAGUCCUCUCGGGAACUGUGCCCCCCCUCCACCAUCUGCUCACGUGAUUCCCACAAUCCUCCUCAGCAUCACGGCAGCCAUCUUGGUCAACACCCUCCCAUUUGCAGCGCAUGCAGCCAAUCCGGUGAAUGCAAGCAGCUGGGCUGUAAGGGAGGGACUGAGAGAGAGAAAGAGACAUCUCUGAUUAUAGCUGCGCUGAGCCUCACACGGCAUCCCAAACCCCUGGCUGUGCUGAGCCAGAGAGCACUGAAGCCUUUAUUCACACGGAGGAUUUUAGCUGUCACUGCUUAUUCACAAGGCACGGCCAUUGAGCCCCAGGAGAAUAGCAUCCCUUCAGUCAGGUUUGCCCUGGACUGCUUGUUUGUUUUCCCCGUUCCUUCCUCCAUUCUUUGUUUCCCUUGGCUCUCUCUUUCCUUCUUUCUUUGUGCUGGCGAAGAUUCUUGCUUCGACUGGUUUAAAAACAAAAAUCGUCAUUAUUGCUAUUCGGUGCCCCUGUCUCUUCACUGAAAGCCACCAUCGUAAGCAUUGUUGUUGUCGUCGCAGCAGCAGCAGCUAUCAGCUGAGUCACCAUGUCUGAUCUGACGCCCCAGAGCGAGGCCCCCACCCCCACUACUGACAAGAUCACACAGGCUGCCAGAGAGACCAUCUACCUAUGUAACUUCCGCGUGUCGGUGGAUGGCGAAUGGCUGUGCCUGCGCGAGCUCAACGACAUCUCGCUAACGCCAGAUCCCGAGCCAGCUCAUGAAGAUCCCAAGGACCCCAUUGCCAUCGAGAGGCUUAACCUGAUGAAUAUGGCCAAGCUGAGCAUCAAGGGCUUGAUCGAGUCUGCAUUGAACCUGGGCCGCACACUGGACUCCGACUAUGCCCCACUGCAGCAGUUUUUUGUCGUCAUGGAGCACUGCCUGAAACAUGGGCUUAAAAGUAAGAAGACUUUCCUUGGCCAAAAUAAGUCUUUUUGGGGUCCUUUGGAGCUUGUGGAAAAGUUGACUCCAGAGGCUGGUGAGAUCACAGCCAGCGUCAAAGACCUUCCUGGACUCAAAACCCCUUUAGGAAGAGGCAGAGCAUGGCUUCGUCUGGCUUUGAUGCAAAAGAAGCUCUCAGACUACAUGAAGACCAUCAUCAACAGAAAGGACCUUCUCAGUGAAUUCUAUGAGCCCAAUGCUCUUAUGAUGGAGGAGGAAGGAGCUGUGAUCGCUGGGCUGUUAGUGGGCCUGAAUGUCAUUGAUGCUAAUUUGUGCAUGAAGGGAGAAGAUUUAGACUCACAGGUUGGAGUCAUAGAUUUUUCCAUGUAUCUGAAAGACGGCGCGCACGGCAGCAAAAGCACAGAGGGUGAUGGGCAAAUCACAGCUAUUCUUGACCAGAAGAAUUAUGUUGAGGAACUGAACAGACAUUUAAGUGCGUCGGUGAAUAACUUGCAAGCCAAAGUGGAUGCGCUGGAAAAAUCCAACACAAAACUCACAGAGGAGCUUGCUGUUGCAAACAACAGGAUCAUCACUCUGCAGGAGGAGCUGGAAAGGGUGAAGGAGGAAGGCUCUUACUUAGUGGAGUCUGGUCGCAAGGCACCUAGGGCGGAUGGAACUGCAAACGGUCAAGUGCUUGGGGAAACUCGCAAACAGCUUAAAGAGGAAACUCAGCUCAGACUGGAUGUCGAGAAGGAGCUGGAGGUGCAGAUAGGGAUGAAGCAAGAGAUGGAGCUGUCCAUGAAGAUGCUAGAGAAGGACAUCUGUGAAAAACAUGAUGCUUUGGUGGAGCUCAGACAGCAGUUAGAUGAAAUGCGUAUACUCAACCAUGAGCUCUCCAUUAAGUCACAGGGCUCAGAGGCCAGCGGGAAACAGAAGAGUGACAUCAUCAGCCGCUUGGAGGAGAAAACAAACCAGAUGGGGAGCAUUAUUAAACAGCUGGAGAGCAGUGAGAAAGACAUGGCUAAAGAGGCACGAAACUUGAAUACAGCUGCAGAAAAACUCCUUCAGAGGCACCAAUAAAAUAAUGGCAAACACUGGAUAGUUUCCAAAAAAAUCAACCUAAAAAAAAAAAAAAUCUUCAGUUUGAUUUUGCAUAACAGUAGGGUAUUUAUUUUAUUACUGAGUUUCAGAUCCAUUGCCAUUAUUUUGUCUUAAACCGGACUGAUCCUCAUCUUUCAAUAUUGUAUGCCUGAUCCAGUGCUCCUGUCUCUAGUCUCCCUCUCUAUGUUUUAGUCAAAGUAAAAUGCAGCUGUUUUGGCCAGUCUUAGAACAAAGAUGGCAGUCAUUUACAUUUUAAGUAAUGGAAAUGCAUUUCUCUUAUAUCUUCUCAACACUGAAUAAAGAGGCUAGCAGGAUACUUCUCAAAGUUGGUGCAUUAUAAAAACAAAACCAAGUUCAGUACUGCACGGGGAAACAUUCCUAACAAAAAUGUACAAUCAUUUUAUACUCCCUAUAUAAGUAUGCAAUGCAACACCAUAUUGAUCGGUUAAUUUUGGUUAGUCUCUUAAAAUUCUUGGACAUGAAUAUUUGACCAACCUGCUUAAGCUUCAGGAUGCCCGAGCUAACAAACUCAGUGUGUUUAUUGCAGGCAUAUUCAGGAGGUUAUGUUAGCUUUUUUGCAAGAAAUGCUGGUGAGUGAAUUAUUUUACAGCUUAUUAUAAUCUAAAUUGAAAUCUGAAUUUGAUGCAGUGGUAGUCGACGCCAAAUGUCAAAGCUUUGGAAAGAAAUUUGUGACACCAAGCUUUAUGGAUUCUUCCAAAAGUCUGGAUGAUGAAAUUGUGAACGGACUUAAGUGUAUGUAGACAUUAAUUUAGAUGUGAAAUGUAGUACAAACAUGGCUUAAUAAAAAAAUAAAA
Messenger RNA from Carassius carassius (crucian carp), 3080 nucleotides. Its product is annotated as protein RUFY3-like. The coding region runs from base 832 to 2244 and encodes 470 amino acids. The record is from RefSeq and is a predicted model, not a curated record. Gene Ontology annotation, biological process: regulation of axonogenesis. Gene Ontology annotation, cellular component: cytoplasm. NCBI's taxonomy places the organism in Eukaryota, Metazoa, Chordata, Actinopteri, Cypriniformes, Cyprinidae. The transcript has 13 exons.